CGCCCCAAUACGGAAGCAGUGGGAUCCCAGCGAUCGGAAAGCCGGUGGGUCAGACCAUGGGGGAACCCUGGGCCGCUCGGAACGCAGAACGAGCCCCCGCGCGGAUGCCACUGGUGCUCACCGCGCUGUGGGCCGUCGUCGUGGUUCUGGAGCUGGCCUACGUGAUGGUGCUGGGGCCUGGGCCACCCCCGCUGGGACCAUUGGCCCGGGCCUUGCAACUGGCGCUGGCUGCUUAUCAGCUGCUGAAUCUGCUGGGCAACGUGGUGCUCUUCCUCCGCUCGGAUUCCAGCAUUCGGGGGGUGAUGCUGGCUGGCCGCGGCCUGGGCCAGGGCUGGGCUUACUGUUACCAGUGUCAAAGCCAGGUGCCACCACGUAGUGGGCACUGCACUGCCUGCCGUGUGUGCAUCCUACGUCGAGACCAUCACUGUCGCCUAUUGGGCCGCUGUGUGGGCUUCCAUAAUUACCGGCCCUUCCUUUGCCUCCUGCUUCAUGCUGCUGGUGUCCUGCUCCACGUGUCAGCGCUGCUAAGCCCCGCCCUGUCAGCCUUGCUGCAGGCCCACUCAGCCCUCUACACGGUGGCUCUCCUGCUGUUGCCUUGGCUCAUGCUACUCACAGGCAAAGUGUCUCUGGCCCAGUUCGCCCUGGCCUUUGUGGUGGACACGUGUGUGGCAGGUGCACUGUUGUGUGGUGCUGGGCUGCUUUUCCAUGGGAUGCUGCUGCUUCGGGGCCAGACCACCUGGGAGUGGGCUCGGGGUCACCACUCCUAUGACCUGGGCACCUGCCACAACCUGCAGGCAGCCCUGGGACCUCGCUGGGCCCUAGUCUGGUUCUGGCCUUUUCUAGCCUCUCCUUUGCCUGGAGAUGGGAUCACUUUUCAGACUCCAGGUGAUGUGGGUCUUGUGACUUCCUGAGUCCAGGUAGAGGCAGAACUGAACAGGGCAGAAGGGAGCAGAGGAUCGAACUGAGAACUUUUUAAAAGCUUCAUGCCAGCUACAGGAGGAAGGCCAGAUUGCCCCUUCAUGUGUGUAGUGGGCAGCUCUAGCUCCUUUGAACCUGCCCAGUGUGGGCUCUUCUAUCUAUGUAGUUGGCCCUUUUGGCAGAGGAUGGUCUAGCACGGGGGCUACUUGGCCUGAUCGACUGCGCCUCUGCAGGGCAGUAAAGUGCCAAGCUGGUUCUUGGCCUCCCCCAUCUCUGCUGGGUUCCUAUGCCUCACUUUGUUGUUUUGGUUGCUGUUUCCCAGUUCCCAUGUCAGGCCUGGAGAUUACAGAAGGCCUGAAAUCCCAAUGGGCCCGGGCUCUGCCGCCUAUGGCCCUGGCAGGGUGGGGUCCAGGCAAGGAGAGUCCAGAUGUGCUCUAGAGAUUAGCACUCCAUAGAUACAGGCCUACAGCAGGGGGUGAGGGAGCUCUAAGUCGCUCACCUGUAUGCGGGACCACAGUUAGAAUCUUUGUUCUGUAAGAAACAGAAAAGCCCUGCUAGGCCAUGUGGCAAGAUUGUGGGGUAGAAAUGUAGACCUUACCGGCCUCAAACUCAAGGAAAUCCACUGGCUUCUCCUUUCUGAGUGCUAGGAUGAAAGACAUUUGCUACCAUGACUGGCCUAAGAGGUUAGAUUUGAACCCUUCUAGCUAGAUUGUUUUAUUAAAUAAAUUCAUUAUGAAAUUCUAUUUAUUAUUGUAAUGAGAAUACAAAAGGACCCAAUCUUGGUCCUGGAUGAAGAGGCCAGACCACAGGAGUCUCGGGCUGUGCCCCUUGGGGACUUUGUUGUGGCUGCAGAUGGCCCUGCACACCCUCCACAGAGAGGCCUGGUCUUUGAAUCUGCUUUACUUUUGCACAGCUGAAGGAACAUCAGGGCCAAAAUAACUAGCUUCCAAGCAUUCCAGAGUUCAUGAAGGGUGAUUUUAAUGUGUGUGUGUGUGUGUGUGUCCAAAUUACUGCAUGUAGUGAUAUGGUCCUCUUUUUCUCUUCUUCAUGGAGAUCUGAAUAUACCUUAACCAAACAUUUUCUAUUUUCUUCCACUGGUCAUUUUCCUACCUCACCCCCACCUCAUGCACACCACUCCCCACACCCCCACGUAGUGGGAAUCAUGCCCUAGGAGCCCUUGCUCUUUCAUACCAAUCUGAGAAUCAGCUCCUCAGAUCUCACCAAUGAAAGCCCACCUUGAAAUAAGCGGAAUCCAGUGGACUAUGUGUUAGCUUGGAGAGGAUAAGCAUCUAUGUGAGAUUCAACCUUUCAGGUCAUAAACAUGGAUUAUCUCCUCAAUGAAUAGUUUUAGUUUUUGAGACAGGGUCUCACUUUGUAGCUUUGUAGCUGUGAUUAGCCUAGUAAUUACUAUUUAGACCAGAUUGGCCUCAAACUCAAGAGAUUUACCUGCCUGCCUCCUAAAUGGAAUUAAAUAUGUGCACCACCAUGCCAGCUUUCAAUAUUUUCAA
Molecule: messenger RNA, 2426 nt
Organism: Mus pahari (shrew mouse)
Lineage: Eukaryota; Metazoa; Chordata; Mammalia; Rodentia; Muridae
Gene: Zdhhc24
Product: zinc finger DHHC-type containing 24
Exons: 3
Coding region: 57-911 (284 amino acids)
Biological process (GO): peptidyl-L-cysteine S-palmitoylation; protein targeting to membrane
Cellular component (GO): endoplasmic reticulum; Golgi apparatus
Molecular function (GO): protein-cysteine S-palmitoyltransferase activity
Source: RefSeq, a predicted model, not a curated record